This is a messenger RNA of Fimicolochytrium jonesii, 988 nucleotides long. RefSeq lists its product as uncharacterized. The coding region runs from base 155 to 988 and encodes 277 amino acids. Lineage: Eukaryota; Fungi; Chytridiomycota; Chytridiomycetes; Spizellomycetales; Powellomycetaceae. The record is from RefSeq and is a predicted model, not a curated record. The transcript has 6 exons.
CUUGCUUUCUUGAACUUCCAAGCGACCCCAAUUGCCACAUAACCAUCGCCUCCAGCACAGCCGUAACCAACGUAUUCUUCGUUUGAUACCGUGAAGACAGCACUGCUCUAGUACAGUGUACUCUGUUCUCAAGACCUCAGAAUUUAUCGCACAUAUGGACCCAACAGACCCUCAACAACAGUCCACACUCUCAACGUCCACCCUAGACGCCCACAUCCGCCGACGUAUCACCACGUUCCAAUACAUCAUCUCCCUCUACGAAGGGAAAGCCCACUACCUCGGAAUCGUCCAAUUAAGAGCAGAACAUCUGCUCCCCCCAAAAGCCGACCACAUCAAAAUCCGCAGGCGGAUACAGCGAUGGAUCGGGUUGGGCCAUGCGUUGGGCAAUCUGCUGGAGAUAAUGACCGUCGGUGACUUUUUGAGGCAGCUUUCAGGCGUGUUUGGGGAUAUGGAGAGCGAAGGCGCUGGGGACGUGAAGACGGGAGGGGCGGGGGAGGGUGGGGGGGUCGGGAGUGGGCAGGGGAGCAAUGCGCGGCAACGCAUGAAACGGAUAUUCUUAGGAAAAGCGUCUCGACUAAGUCCUCUCACCGACACCUCCACCACUCUGUCAAUCUCAGACCCCAUAAAUGACGCAUAUGCCGAUUCACAUCAUAUCCCGUUCGACUUCGAUUACUCGCAGAUCCUCUUCGCCUUCUUCGACCUGCUGGUAAUCGCCUACAGCAAGUUGUUGGUCAACCCAGAAGCAUUCAGAAACCAGACGUAUGUCGAGUAUUUCACGAGGACCGAUUCGAAGAUCAAGAAAAUCAUUGCCCUGGUGCUCAAUGAUAGUAUAACCUUCAGCACCGUAGCUACGUUCACAUACCCACAUAGGGACGUUUUCGCAACUGUUGGGCAGUCUGCACGGUACGACAAGCUGGACACUGGAAAGGCAAGCCUCCACGCUGCAAGUCCGUGUGCGCAAGGGCUCAGCCAGGAAGCUUUGAUUUGA